Molecule: messenger RNA, 2500 nt
Organism: Liolophura sinensis
Lineage: Eukaryota; Metazoa; Mollusca; Polyplacophora; Chitonida; Chitonidae
Product: complement C1q-like protein 4
Exons: 4
Coding region: 592-1635 (347 amino acids)
Molecular function (GO): protein binding
Source: RefSeq, a predicted model, not a curated record
GUUACAAUGCUUCUGUCUCUGUAAUUUGAAACCCUGAAAGACUUUUAUGCAUAAAACAAAAGCAUAUUUUUUAUGCCAUGGUGUACUGAGAGGUUAGAAGACCAUUGUUACCUUGCUGUACAUCAAAGGCUUCACCAAAAAGCCAAUCUGGACACAGUGUUCGAUAUACCAAGAGUACCUUGGAUACCCUACUACAGGGAAAGAGUUACAAAAGGUCAGUUUGGAUACCUUUAUAUGCUCAGUCUUGGGAUAUGAAAAGGUCUUUUGGACACCCUUCAGUUCUCUGAAGGCCGAUUUGGAUACUCUACACAUGAAAGGCUACCUGGAAUUCAAUUUCAAACUUAUAACCGCCGAUCUAGGCUCAGAAGUGUGAAGAAAGUCAUACAGCUAGUGCAUCAUGCCUGGGUCUGACAAGCAAGUUUGUCCGUGAGCGAAGAAUCUGAAAGUAGCCCGUCAAGACAGCCAGUCAGCCUGAACACCUUGUUCCCAAGGUACAGCAUAAGAAUCUCAAGCCAAGCAAGCCAGCCAGCCUGAAGAACCUUGUUCCCAGGGUACAGCAAAUCACAGGCACAAAAGGGCAGAAGAAAUUCAAUGAAGAUGAAGCAGUCUAAAACAAUUUUAGCGAUAUUAACACUGUUAACAGUGACGUGGGCAGAUGUAGUAGACAAGGUAACAUGUGACUGCCCGAAAAGUGAAGAUUCGCCCGGAAACACUGCUGCGCCCAAUCAUGGUGGAGACAUGAAUGGAUAUCAGAAGUACACCCAGAUGCCAAACAUGUUCAUGCCCCUGAUGUAUGCCAUGCCACAUUUACCACUCAACCAGGGUCAAAUUCCAAACCCUUUCCAGCCAAUCAAAGGAGAAAAGGGUGAACCAGGCGUCGGCUGCGGAGCAUGCCCCGAGCGCGAGGAUUCGGAAAUCUACAAUGUCAAAGAAGGCGAUGCAGUCACACCUGAACGCACGCUGAACAUUGCGGUCACGGCGCAAACCUUGAAGGGCGAUUUAAGCGGAGGAAGUUAUGGAGCCUUAAGGGGCGCAAAGGGGGAGAAGGGAGACCGAGGGAUUAUGGGGCUUAGUGGGCUGAGAGGAUUCCGUGGCCCACCUGGGCCUCCAGGGCCGCCUGGCCCACCUUACAGGGUUGACCCUGUAGGAAGACGGAUAGAAGAAUUACGCCAGGCCCGAGUGAAAGACAUCCAACAAGACGAGGUCAUCGACAGCUCAAAGGAAGAGCCGGAGGCUUUAAGAGUGGCAUUCUCUGUCGCUCUGACCAAAAGCAUAGGUCCAACAGACGCUGCCCAGGUGUUAAAGUUUGAAGAAGUUGUCACAAAUAUAGGUAACAGUUACAACACCGAGAACGGAGAAUUCGUGGCACCAGUACCCGGAGCAUACUACUUCACAUACCACAUCCUUGGUCAACACAGCAAGCCGACGGAAGUCUCGCUAAAACACAACGUCAAAGUGAUCAACUCCGUCCACUCGCGAGAGACUGGCGGUUACACAGGGGUCAGUAACUCUGCGGUUCUCAAGCUAGAGAAGGGCGACAUGGUUACGCUGGUUCUAAGCCCCGGGAUUUACUACGUGUACGGUGAAUCGGGCCAUCAUACCACCUUCACAGGCUACCUACUCUACCCAGAGUGAGGGAAACGCAGCUGUAAGAUUUUGCAAAAUGAAAACUAUGGAUGUUUUAGUAAAAACCUUGAUCUGAUGAAAUUUUGACUGGAGUAGUUCCUAACUAAUUUUGUGGUUUUACAUACAUGUACAGGCAGUGUUUACUUUAGCAGGUUAGGCUUAUUUUAACAAAAUCUUCUAUACACAUUUGUAAAAUCUUGGUGAAGCCCAAAAAAUUGUCCAGUAUAACCUGUAAGCAAUAUCACAGGCAUUCAUGAAUAACCCAAUAAGGUACAGAUUUUGCAGUACCACCCAGGCUAGAAGCCCUGUUCAGAACAGCCAGUAGAGAGGCACUAGCCAGUCAGAAGUGUUCUUGUGGAAUGGUUAUGGAACAUUUCAGUUGGAAGGUCACCAACUUUCCACAGUAUAACUCCUAAACUCUCAGCAGAGGGAGGCUGAAAAAGUAUAGCGCAAUCUUCAAAAUAAUUUUUAACUUGAUGCAAGACGUAACUGGCAAAAUUCUCAGCCACCCAGUUAAUUGAGAAGGUACAAUGUUGCUUAUAUGACAGUUUUUUUGUCACUGUCAAAAUACUAUUUGGUGUAGGACAUUGUCCUUCUGAUUGUUUUCAAGGCUUGUACUGGAAUGCAAGAAGCCUGCUAAAUGUAUGCUAGUUAGACUUCGACUUCAGUGACUUCUCCCUCGACAGAUGAAGUCAGUAAGAAGCUUACUGAUGGGGCGCUUGUGGUAAGACUUUGGCUCCAGUCAAGUGAAAUGCAAGGGUCUUAGUGAGGGAGUGCUAGUGGUGAGCUGGUGGUGAGUUAGUGAUGUGCUAGUGGCGAGCUAGUGGUGUGGCAGGCCAUUUAGAAGCUUCAAUUCGUAUACUUCAUGUACAUU